This is a messenger RNA of Homarus americanus (American lobster), 474 nucleotides long. RefSeq names its product U1 small nuclear ribonucleoprotein C-like. The transcript has 3 exons. The coding region runs from base 1 to 474 and encodes 157 amino acids. The record is from RefSeq and is a predicted model, not a curated record. NCBI's taxonomy places the organism in Eukaryota, Metazoa, Arthropoda, Malacostraca, Decapoda, Nephropidae.
AUGGCCAUUGGGGUCACAGUUACCAUUGAGAGGGCCCCUGACGGACGCGGCAGUCCUUGGAAAUGCCCUUCUGGGGCUCUACCGCCCAUGGAAGCGCCCCUGGGAGAGACCCUGCGGGCACCACUGCCCCUGGAAGGGCCUCUAGGAGAGCCUCCGCCCUCCCGAGGAGGAGUGGCGCCUCCCCUAGAGGCCAGUCCAGGGGCUCUCCUUAAGGGCAGUGGCCCUGCAGGGGCCCUGCCAGGGGCAGCAGCGCCCCCAAGGGCCCUCAAAGGGGCAAAUGGGCCACCAAGAGCCCUGCAAGAGGCCCUGCCAGGGACAGCUGAGGUCCUCCCAGAGGCAGCAGCACACCCAGGGGACCUUCCAGAUGCGGAGGCACCCCUAAAGGCCCUUACAGGGGCGGUAAUGCCCCUAAGCGGCCUUCCCAAGUGCGGCUGUGCCCUCAAUGAUCUUUCUUUGGGUUGGUGGUGCCAGUAG